AUGUCGACCUCUUCACCAGCCCUCCCGCGGCCAAAACGCACAAUCGGUAUCUCCCUCAAACUCUACUUCGACCAUCCCAAGACCGUAUCCUACCUCGCGGCCCUGCAACCCCUCAACGCACUCGCGCAAUCCCACGACAUAUCCUUAUUCCUCAUCCCAUCCAUGAUCUCCCUCCCUCUCCUGCUCGCCCAACAAUCAACCGCAUCUUCAAAUCCAACCUCAAGCCCCCAGAUUCUUCUGGGCGCCCAAAACUCAUUCUACGAAGACGACGGCGCGUACACAGGCGAAGUCUCCCCCCUCGGACUAGCACAACUGGGCUGUUCCCUCGUGGAACUCGGCCACGCCGAGCGACGCCGAUUAUUCGGCGAAGACGAUGCGGUUGUCGCAUUGAAGGCGCGCGCUUCGCUGAGGAAUGGGAUGGUGCCGCUGGUGUGUAUUGGAGAGAAGCACGAGGGCAGCGUCGAGGAGGCAGUUGCGGAGUGUAGGUCGCAGGUAGAAUCGAUUCUCGACGUGCUGGAUGAGUCGGAGAAGACGAAUAAGGGAGCGAGGAAGGAGAUUAUCUUCGCGUACGAACCCGUCUGGGCAAUUGGACAGCCUACACCUGCGCCUGCGGAAUAUGUCGUCAAUGUCGUGAAGGCUUUAAGGGAUAUUUGUGUGCAGAGGGGACGGGGAGGACAUGGCGAGAUUCGGUUCUUGUAUGGGGGGAGUGCGGGACCGGGCACGUUUGAGAAAAUGAGUGAGGGUGUCGAUGGGUUGUUUUUGGGCCGGUUUGGGCAUGAUCCUAAGAGGGUGAGGGAGGUGAUUGAGGAGGUUGCGAGGGCGUGA
Venustampulla echinocandica is the source of this 825-nucleotide messenger RNA. RefSeq lists its product as uncharacterized. Gene Ontology annotation, molecular function: triose-phosphate isomerase activity. Gene Ontology annotation, cellular component: cytosol. Gene Ontology annotation, biological process: glycolytic process; glyceraldehyde-3-phosphate biosynthetic process; glycerol catabolic process. The record is from RefSeq and is a predicted model, not a curated record. Lineage: Eukaryota; Fungi; Ascomycota; Leotiomycetes; Helotiales; Pleuroascaceae. The transcript has a single exon. Bases 1 to 825 code for a protein of 274 amino acids.